This is a messenger RNA of Musca domestica (house fly), 2164 nucleotides long. It is a transcript of the gene ApepP, whose product is annotated as xaa-Pro aminopeptidase ApepP. The record is from RefSeq and is a predicted model, not a curated record. Gene Ontology annotation, molecular function: metalloaminopeptidase activity. Bases 136 to 1980 code for a protein of 614 amino acids. NCBI's taxonomy places the organism in Eukaryota, Metazoa, Arthropoda, Insecta, Diptera, Muscidae. The transcript is spliced from 2 exons.
UUUGCAAUUAUUUUCUUUAUUUUGAUUUACAAUUCGGGCCAAAAAAACCGCACAUAUAUCUUUACUCCAUAAUACACAAAGACACAAUCGGGCGGCAGUGUGUGAUAAGAUUGGACAAACAACUAGUUAGCCGCAAUGCGAAUUAUUAUGAAAGACACGACGGAAAUUCUAAAAAAGCUGCGUCAGCUGAUGCAGUCCCAUGGGCCGUCUCCUUUGGCGGCCUACAUUGUGCCAUCGGACGACGCGCAUCAGAGUGAAUAUAUUUGUCAGCAUGACGAACGCAGAGCGUUUGUUAGCGGAUUCGAUGGCAGUGCGGGUACAGCUGUUAUAACCGCAGACAAGGCACUUUUGUGGACUGAUGGGCGUUACUAUCAGCAGGCUCUCAAACAAUUGGAUUCCAAUUGGGAACUGAUGAAGGAUGGCCUACCCACUACACCGAGUGUGGCCAGCUGGUUGGCUUGUAAUCUGGCCAAAGACAGUAAGGUAGGAGUUGAUCCAAAAUUGUUUUCCUACCGCUUGUGGAAGCCCAUUGAGAAAGAGUUAUCUGGUGCUGAUUGCUGUCUGAUACCAGUUGAGGAAAAUUUAGUGGAUAUUGUUUGGGGUGAGGAACAACCAAAGCAGACAUCCAACCCCAUUAUUACAUUGGACACUACAUUUGCCGGUAUGACGGUUUCGGAUAAGUGGGCAAAUGUCAAGGAAAAAUUAACCGAGAAGAAGGCCCAAGCUUUGGUGGUCAGUGCUUUGGAUGAAAUUGCAUGGUUUUUGAAUUUACGUGGUUCGGACAUUGAUUACAAUCCAGUAUUUUUCGCUUACUUAAUAAUUACCCAUGAAAAGCUGAUGUUCUUUGUGGAUUCAGCAAAGUUGCCUAGCGAUUUCAAACAACAUCAGUCCAGUAAUGGUGUUGAGAUUAGCAUUUACAGUUACUCGGCCAUUGGGGUGGUGUUGGGCCGUUUGACCGAGAACAAUGCCGAAAGUAAAAUCUGGAUCUCCCCAGGUUCCAGUUACUACCUCAAUGCAUUGAUUCCCAAGAAAAUAAGACACCAGGAAAUUACACCAAUUGCAUUGGCCAAGGCCAUUAAAAAUCCCAUUGAAGUCGAAGGAUUCAUUAAUUCCCACAUACGUGAUGGCGUGGCAUUGUGUCAGUAUUUUGCUUGGCUUGAACAAAUGAUUGCCCAAAAACAGCCGGUAGAUGAGAUCUCAGGUGCUACCAAACUAGAGGAAUUUAGAUCGAAGAAGGAACACUUUAUGGGUUUGAGUUUCCCAACCAUUAGCUCUUCGGGUCCCAACGGCUCGGUAAUACAUUAUCAUCCAGCCCAAGAGACAAAUCGUCCCAUCAACGACAAGGAAGUUUAUUUGUGUGAUUCUGGCGCCCAGUAUAGAGAUGGUACAACAGAUGUUACACGUACCUGGCACUUUGGUGAACCUACCGAUUUUCAAAUGGAAACCUAUACUCGUGUUUUAAAGGGCCAAUUGGCUUUGGGUGCCACAGUGUUUCCCAAAAAAGUCAAGGGCCAAGUUCUGGAUACCUUGGCCAGAAAAGCUCUGUGGGAUGUGGGUCUGGAUUAUGGCCAUGGCACGGGACAUGGUGUUGGUCAUUUCUUGAACGUACACGAAGGUCCCAUGGGUGUGGGUAUACGUCUAAUGCCCGAUGAUCCUGGUCUACAAGAGAAUAUGUUCAUUUCCAAUGAGCCGGGUUACUAUCAAGAUGGUGAAUUUGGCAUACGCAUUGAGGAUAUUGUGCAAAUUGUUCCGGCCACGACAAAGCAUGACUUCAAUGGUCGUGGAGCAUUGACAUUUAAAACAAUUACUUUGGCUCCCAAGCAAACCAAAAUGAUUAAGAAGGAACUAUUGCUGCCAGAGGAGAAAAAAUUGUUGAACGACUAUCAUCGUCUUGUUUGGGAUACUCUGUCGCCAAUAUUGAAGAAAGAAGAUGACAAACUUACUUUGGCUUGGCUAGAGCGAGAAACAAAAGAAAUCUAAGAAAUGGAUGGCAUUUAAACAAAAUAUAAUCUUUGAAAAAUUGUUUUUUUUUACAUACAUAUGUACGUAUAUAUACACUAUAAUAAGCGAAUUUUUAUAAUAUACCAAUCUAUCUAUUUGUUGUUAUUAAAGUAUGCAGCCGGUCUUUUUUUAAUAAAGCAACAAAGAAAUAAAUAAAUGUAUA